CUGUUCUGCCAGUGGUUUGACCUCACUUCCUGCUCCAGCUCCGAAAUGGCUUCAAAAGCAGUCGCCGCGACGGUGGACUUCGCCCGCAUCUACACCUCCCUAGGUCUUGGCAAGGAGACCAUCGCGUCCCUCCAAGCGUUCCGCAAGCGGCAUGCCGACGCCCAGCGCAUCCAGGCGCAGCUUGCGUCCCAGCCGACAACCGUCGACCUCGAGCACUACCGCUCUGUUCUCCGCAACAAGGCGGUCGUCGAUGAGGCUGAGAAGAUUCUUCGCGACUUCAAGCCCGUCACUUACGAUGUGAACACGCAAAUCAAGGCGAUUGAGGCGUUCGAGGCCAAGGCGGUCGCAAAGGCGAAGGAGACCACAGAGAAGAUUGACGCGGAGCUCAAGGAUCUCCAGGCAACCCUCGCCAACAUCGAGGAGGCGCGUCCGUUCGAAGAUCUCACGGCGGAGGAGGUUGGCAAGGCGCACCCACGCAUCGUCGAAGCCGUCGAGACUAUGAUCAAGAAGGGCAAAUGGACUGUACCCGGCUACAAGGAGAAGUUCGGCGACCUUUCCCUUAUGUAAACAUGAUCAUACUCCACAUCGUCAUAAUAGACCCAGGAGGCGCUCGACGUUCCUUGCACGAUGUGAGAAUGCG
This is a messenger RNA of Dichomitus squalens LYAD-421 SS1, 640 nucleotides long. Its product is annotated as ATP synthase d subunit. The record is from RefSeq and is a predicted model, not a curated record. NCBI's taxonomy places the organism in Eukaryota, Fungi, Basidiomycota, Agaricomycetes, Polyporales, Polyporaceae. The coding region runs from base 46 to 567 and encodes 173 amino acids. The transcript is spliced from 6 exons. Gene Ontology annotation, biological process: proton motive force-driven ATP synthesis. Gene Ontology annotation, molecular function: proton transmembrane transporter activity.